GGAGAGGAGAAUGAUAGAGCAAUAUACGAGACCAGCUGUACAGACGAACUGGAGUCAGCGCCAGUCCCCUCUCUACUUUUUUAAUUUUCACUUAUUUCCAGGGUUAUUAUAGUAAUAAAGAUGGCCACGUCUGCCAGCUCGAGUUUGAGUAAAGCUGUCAAACAGCAGUACAUGGAUCUUCCUCAGGGAGAUCAAGUGCAAGCUAUGUACGUCUGGAUUGAUGGAACAGGAGAAGGGCUUCGCUGCAAGACCAGAACCUUAGAUUCUGAACCUAAGACCAUUGAUGAUUUACCUGAAUGGAAUUUUGAUGGCUCCAGCACCUACCAAUCUGAAGGAUCAAAUAGUGACAUGUACCUGAUCCCUGUGGCUAUGUUCAGAGAUCCCUUCCGCAAAGACCCCAACAAACUAGUUCUGUGUGAAGUGCUAAAAUACAACCGCAAGCCCGCAGAGACCAACCUUAGGCUGACCUGUAAAAAGGUCAUGGACAUGGUAGAAAAUCAGCACCCCUGGUUUGGCAUGGAGCAGGAGUACACUAUCCUGGGUGUGGAUGGGCACCCCUACGGCUGGCCCUCCAAUGGCUUCCCCGGGCCCCAAGGUCCAUAUUACUGUGGAGUUGGAGCUGAUAAGGCCUAUGGCAGAGACAUCGUAGAGGCUCACUACAGAGCCUGCCUCUAUGCCGGGGUUCAGAUCUGCGGCACAAAUGCUGAAGUGAUGCCCGCACAGUGGGAGUUCCAGGUGGGCCCGUGCGAAGGCAUCAACAUGGGAGACCACUUGUGGGUGGCGCGCUUCAUCCUGCACCGGGUGUGCGAGGACUUUGGCGUGGUGGCCUCGUUUGACCCAAAGCCCAUCCCGGGGAACUGGAACGGUGCAGGCUGCCACACCAACUUCAGCACCAAGGAGAUGCGAGAAGACGACGGCCUGAAAUUCAUUGAGGAGUCGAUCGAGAAGCUGGGCAAGCGGCAUCACUACCACAUCCGUGCCUACGACCCCAAGGGGGGCCUGGACAAUGCCAGGCGCCUGACUGGCCACCACGAAACCUCCAACAUUCACGAGUUCUCGGCCGGCGUGGCCAACCGCGGAGCCAGCAUCCGCAUCCCGCGAACCGUAGGCCAGGAUAAAAAGGGCUACUUCGAAGACCGUCGCCCUUCCGCCAACUGUGACCCCUACGGUGUGACUGAGGCAUUGAUCCGCACCUGUCUGCUCAGCGAAACCGGGGAAGAGCCUGUGGACUACAAGAACUGAACCCCUCCCCUCAGAUCGCUCUCCUCCACACUCCCGGUCGUGCUUUCAGUUUAAGGGCCAAACGCUUACAAACUAGUACUGUAUCGCUUAUUUAGUACACUUGAAAUGACGUUCAACGGUAAGUUGACUGGUCAACGCCACACGAGAAACGAAAUUCGAUCAAAUUUAAGCUGAGCACGAUAAACUGGAGAGGGGUGGAUAGUGUGACCGUAUUCCCCAUAUUUCUUUGUUAGAGGAAGUGAAGAUAUCUUCUCUAUUCCCUAGAUUGAGUUCUGUCACUGCCAAUGUUUAAAAUGGACUAAAAUUAUUCUGAACUUUUGGAUGUAGGUUUAAUAUUUGGACAUUCAGUGGUGGGGGUUAAUGGAUAUCUCUCGAUUCAGUUAGUUAUGUUCAUGUAUAUUGACCUGCUAUUCGAGCCUGUAAUGUCAUAACGUGAUGUUUAACUAACCGGAAAGCGUACAUUUCUUCUUAAAUGGCAACUUCUGUUACUGCAUUGUCCAUUUGGACUUUGCGCACUGGUUCAUGUUGUAUGGUACUUCUGAAGUAAGGGUCCAAAUGCAUUUGACUGUUUUUAUACAUGUGGAUCCCUUUGUCUGCCUUGUGUAUAAUUCUUAUCACAUUCAUGGAAGACUCGAUACCUUUUGCAUCUCGCUGUCUAGUACUAUAAUAUAGUUUUAUGGCACCUGUUUUGGUAAUACUUUUAAGUUGCUGAACCUGGUGGUUUUUAUUGAAACAUUAAAACAUUUUGUUAUAUUUUUACCACAAUGAAAAA
Molecule: messenger RNA, 2014 nt
Organism: Conger conger (European conger)
Lineage: Eukaryota; Metazoa; Chordata; Actinopteri; Anguilliformes; Congridae
Gene: glulb
Product: glutamate-ammonia ligase (glutamine synthase) b
Exons: 7
Coding region: 121-1242 (373 amino acids)
Cellular component (GO): cytoplasm
Molecular function (GO): glutamine synthetase activity
Source: RefSeq, a predicted model, not a curated record